Macrosteles quadrilineatus (aster leafhopper) is the source of this 889-nucleotide messenger RNA. RefSeq lists its product as uncharacterized. NCBI's taxonomy places the organism in Eukaryota, Metazoa, Arthropoda, Insecta, Hemiptera, Cicadellidae. The record is from RefSeq and is a predicted model, not a curated record. The transcript has 5 exons. The coding region runs from base 47 to 760 and encodes 237 amino acids.
CUGCGACCCACUUCGCAUCGUUGGAACAUUCUACGUAUAAGGAACCAUGACACAUAUCGUAACGCUUUGUGUUGUUUCGACCAUUGUUCAUGUGGUGGCGGCAAGUGACGACUAUGUGUUCUACUUCAAAAGAGCAGACUUCUUCCAUUCAGACAUUCUGCAACAGACGCUUCCCCAGUUGGAUCACACCGUAGACUCCCUAUGUGUGAAGAUGGAGGUCAACUGUAGGUUUACUCAGGCUAUAGAAGAGUGUGAGGCUCUGUACAGAGCAGCCCCUCAAUGUAUCACUACUCAGGAUAGGAAGAUGAUAAAGGAAGCAAAAUCUGGCUUCGUCAACUCUCGAGAGAAGUGUGUCAAGGAAGCCAACUGCAAAAAUGAAGUCACUAAGGCUGUGGAAGAGGCGGCGAUUUCUAUCAAGAAAAUAGACACUGAUAAACUAAAGGAAAUCACCACUUGUGACAAGGACGACCAGUGCAAAUAUACGGUGUACAACAACGCACACAACGAUAUUUUCAACCUAUACUUGACGACCCGGCCUAAACUCCGUCUACUAGCAGAUCAGGACGUGGCUAGCGGUGACUGCGCCGGUGCUAUAGUCAGCUGUAUGGUAGCAAGCAACGCAGAAGCACUGCGCAGAUUAUAUGAAAUCAGUGCGCAGCUCAAACAAUGCCAGCAAAAAUAUAAGAUUGGCCAAUCCAGCAUACUCGGUGCUAACCCCGGCUACAUACAUGCACCCGAGUUCUUUGGAUAUCAGAGUUGAUUUACAUUUUAACUGGUACUGUCUUGAUCUAAAACUGAUUAAGUAUUCAAUAAGAUAUGUGCAAUAGCCUUAGGAAGAACUUUUUAAUUCAAUGAUACGUAAAUAGUAUCCUAUGAACUAUAAAGCCAA